Messenger RNA from Anopheles cruzii, 1934 nucleotides. RefSeq lists its product as uncharacterized. The coding region runs from base 508 to 1761 and encodes 417 amino acids. The record is from RefSeq and is a predicted model, not a curated record. The transcript is spliced from 3 exons. Lineage: Eukaryota; Metazoa; Arthropoda; Insecta; Diptera; Culicidae. Gene Ontology annotation, molecular function: peptidase inhibitor activity.
AGUGCAGUGCCAAAGAACCGCUACUCAGAACGCGCAAUUGUCGGAACCGGACGUGUACUGCCAAACGGAGCCGAUACUAAUGUUGAGAUACCAGCUUUCUUAAGGACGCGUGUGUGUGCUGCAUUCGAAUCCCUGCCCCAAAAAUCAACAACUGAAAACUGGCCCAGUGUGCGACCGAGUGCGCUGUACCGAAAGUCGCGAUCGUUCUUCGGUUCGUUACUGAUAGGACUAACGGACUGCGACGGCUUGCCAGAAACCCUGAUGACAGGUCAAUAGUGUAGCGCGGUGAAGGCAGCUCCUAAAACCGGACAAGCUCAGAACGUGAUCUACCGCCGAGUCGGUUGGUAGCUGAUCUACUAGCGGGCAACAGUGUUGGCCGUGAAGCGGUUGCGUGUUUGCAACGUAGAAGGAUAAUAGAACGGCUAGAGUGAAGACAUACGAUCGAUCGAUCGACAUCGGUUUGGUGAAGUGUUGGUAACUUGGAAAGAAGAGUGAUCAAGGAUCGGCAUGAAGUUAGUUUUGCUAAUCGUCGCUACAUUCGUUGUCGGAGCGCUGUGCACCGAAAAAUGCGUACCUGGGACAACGUUCAAGGAAGACUGCAAUACCUGCCGCUGUGCACACGAUGGACGUAAAGCGUGCACCCGCAAGGUAUGCCCACCGCACGAACAGGAACUCUCGGACGAGUCCGUUGUUCGCGUCGAGCCCAACCACAACGAGACGAUAGUGGCGGGCGAUGAGAAGGAUGAGGUUCACCUUCAAACAAACGGACAAGUCUGUACCCCGAACGAGAUCAAGAUGAAGGAGUGUAACCGGUGUCGCUGCGCCAACAACGGUAUCGGUUGGUUCUGCACGAGACGAGCAUGCCCGCCGCGGGAGAAGCGCUCGACGUCCCAGAUGGAGUGCGUACCGGGGACCUCUUUCAAACGCGAGUGCAACGAUUGCUCCUGCACGCCGGAUGGCAAAGCCGCUUGCACGCUCAAGGCUUGUCUGCCGCCGCAUCGCCGACGUCGCGCUGUAGCGGCUCCGAAGAAGAAGUGUACUCCCGGAGAAUCGUUCCUUGAUGAGGACGGGUGCAAUACGUGCCACUGCAACAACGACGGUACUGCUGCGUGCGGACGGAUGGCCUGCCCUUCUCAGGAUGAUGUACCGAUUUUGGGCGACUUUAUGGUCUCGAAUCGUCGUCGUCGCUCUCCCAACACCGAGCAGGACUGCACUCCCGGAACAACGUUCAAAGACGCCGAUGGGUGUAAUGACUGCGUCUGCACGAAGGACGGUAAGGCCGCUUGUACGCUGAAAUUGUGCCGGCCACUUGGAGAAACUGUAGGGCAGCACGCAAGACAUCGACGCUCCGACACCGUGGCGGGGAAAAGGAACGAAAAAGAAGGAAAAGUAGAUGCAGGAAAGGAAAAAGAUCCGAAAAAGGAAGUAGACAAAAUGGAUGAAGGAAACGAAGUAGAAAAGGAACAGCCGGUCGAAGACACCGAGUCUCUCAAGAGGUGUCAGGCCGGAGAAAGUUACCGACAUGAAGACGGUUGCAACAAGUGCACCUGCGCGAAGAAUGGCAAAUUCGAAUGCACGAAACAUCUGUGUUCGCUACGGCGUCGACGGGACUUGCCACGCUCGGACAUUGCACCAGGAACGCCCGGAUUCAAAUGCGAAGCGCGCAAGUCUUUCAAGUAUCAGUGCAACACCUGCUUAUGCUCGGACGAUGGACUGCAUGCCGGAUGUUCCUACAAGUACUGCGUUCCGGGAGAAUGGUAAUGUGCGCGUAGUUACUAGUCUCACUAGUGUAGUUACUGUAGUGCUACUGAUAAAGGUUCUGUUUGUUUUGUUUGCAACUUUUGAAAAAAAAAGUGCUUGGUUAAGUGAUUUUUUUUUUGUUUGCGUUUAUUUUAGUUUCGCCCCAUUACACCGACCAAAUAAAUAAAAUUAUU